UAUGGACUCGGAAAUGACACAGGCAAAUACGUACUUUAUAUUAUUUGCUAUUUUACUAGGCUUGUCGAUCUUCUUUUGUUAUUUUUACCAGAUGAUUUAAUUUGCUGUCAUUACGGGAAUUAAAUGCAGUGGGAACUAAAGUAAACGUCGCAUUAAACUUUGUCAUCAUGGCGAGACUUUUUAUGUUAUCGCUAGUUGCACUCUCAUGCUACAUCAAUUUACACGUAUUUCUCUCAGUGAUAUCAUUCCAAUCUACAUUUACAUUUGAAAAAAGUGGGAAUUAUUUGUCUAACCUAGCGAACUGAGUGAGAAAGAACCAUUCUUGUGUCCUUCAAUUGUGAUUCAAGAUCUAGAGUGCUAGCUGAUGCUAUUACAAUGGUGUUUGCGUGGUUCAAGAUUAUGAUUUCGCUUUCGCCCGACCAUAAGUUCAGUAAGACAGCUUUAUUCACCCAGUGGGCAUCUUUGAUAGCGUAUGGAGGCGGUGGACUAUCUCUAUUGUGUCUUCCUAAAGUUUGGAGCGCGAUUCUUGCUUUUGAAAUUAGCCAGGCAGAUGAAGGAUUUAUGAGGAUGUCUGGUAUUUAUCUCAUCGCUCUCGGCUUCUGUUACAUCAUAGUCGCUAGAACUGGGUCUUGCCUUAGGAAGCAAGGGCCUAUGUUAAGCAGUAUUUUCGAAAGAAUUCUUUUUGUAAAUGCUGCCCUGUUGAUGUUCAUUCUUCGUGGUAUGGUACCUCUGUAUUUCGCAACACUCUUCAUAACACUGGACACAACUCUCUCACUGGUUACACUCUGCAUUUGGUUUAGAGAAACUUCCCAUGCGUCGGUGACGACCUUUUUCAAGGAAGUAUUUGGCUCUUUACAAAGUUAUUGGUCAUUUAACCAGCGUUCAUUAUCAUCUCUGGCAGUUCAGAUAAUUGGGUUUUUACAGUUUAUUUGUGGUGCAGUCUUGUUUAUUUUCCCAACACUCAUCACCAAAGCGCUCAAGCUUCAACACACCGAAGGCAAGAAAUAUUCAUUUCAAACGUGUUGGUUUUUAUUAAUCUCAAUUCUCGGAUGGUUUCAUAUCUUUGCCGGUGGCGCAGAGCUCACAUCCUUUGCAAUAGCUGCUGUUUUCUACCGCGCGAGUUUUUCUGUUCCAAUGCAUUGCCUAAUGUAUUUUUGUGAUCAACUGGAGCUAAAUUUGCUUUUAUUCUUCGGAUCAUUCGAGUGUGCAUUCGCCGUGGCCGUCAUUUUAUGUAUCAUUCUCGACAGAACAAAGCAAGCGACAAGAAUACAAGUUUUACGAUUAACGCCAGAGCCACUUGACAAUGGAAAAGCACUAAACAUCGUCACUAAUAGACCUCAGUAAAAGAUCCAGGCACAUUAUGAAAAACUAAAAUAAUUCCGGUGAAAACGACCAGUUACACUUAGUAAAUUAUGGGAUAUCGAAUGCGGACACCAAGGAAUCUUAGGAAUCUUCAGUUAUUCAAGAGAGGGGUAGCAUAUAGUUUAUAGAAUUUACUUCUAAAUUAAUCCGUUUCAUUUUGAACUUGUGUUUUUUAUCACUUCUAUACGGCAAUAAAAUUUUAACCGACUCUUGCUGAGAUUUAAAUUCAAUAUCGCGGCGGAAUACGAGAGUAUCAAGAGAAUAAAAACCCCUUAGGACCACUGGUAUAUCGGCUGAUAAAGUCCAAGGCUGAGAAAUUGUUCAUUUUAUGACCCUCCUAUCAAUUUUCCACUGGCUUUGUAUCUUUUCGACAGAUAUCAGUAAUCGGAGAACAAA
Stylophora pistillata is the source of this 1758-nucleotide messenger RNA. RefSeq lists its product as uncharacterized. Lineage: Eukaryota; Metazoa; Cnidaria; Anthozoa; Scleractinia; Pocilloporidae. The record is from RefSeq and is a predicted model, not a curated record.